AUGGCCGAUAAGGAUUACAAAGUCAGACGCAUUUUGUCAGAAGAAAAAGGAGGUGCUAGCGGACUUCGAGGUAGCUCUGUCCAAUAUCUGAUUGACUGGGAACCUAGUCUUGUGGAUGCCAGAGAUGUGAGCAACGACGCAAGAGAAUGUUUCAAAUUUUCAGUUGUGGUACAAGGCCCAUGUGAUCUUGAAGAAAAUGAAGAAGUCAGCAGUGAGAUCUUGGAACAAGACUGGAUUGUGCUAAAGGUGGAAAAGGCUAAUCCUAAGAAUGUAACUGCUUUGCGACUCGAUUACCAACGUCUUCGAGCAGAGUACCCUCAAGAACUCAUUCAAUACUUCGAAAGUCAUGCUUGUGUUUAA
This is a messenger RNA of Auanema sp. JU1783, 360 nucleotides long. Lineage: Eukaryota; Metazoa; Nematoda; Chromadorea; Rhabditida; Rhabditidae. The record is from the annotation of a GenBank genome assembly.